AUGCUCCUAUGCCGGUUACUGUUGCUUUCGGCUCAUGGCCUUGCUGCAGCCUCCAGUAUAACGUCGAGCUUCAAAUGGAGCGGCUCGCAGCCCUACCUUAGUGUCAAGAGUGACGGCAAGGGUUUGGCUGGGAUCAAAGAUCCGUCGAUCGUCUACCUCGACGGGACCUACCAUGUCUUCGCAAGCACUGCGCAGGCUUCCGGGUAUAACCUGAUGUACAUCAACUUCACUGACUUCAGCAAAGCCCAGUCUUCGACGUUUCACUAUCUUGAUACCGAGUCCAAGAUUGGCUCGGGUUACCGCGCGGCCCCUCAGGUCUUCUACUUUGCACCAAAGAAACUCUGGUAUCUCGUCUAUCAAAAUGGAAAUGCAGCAUAUUCGACCAAUACGGACAUUGGCAACCCAGCUGGAUGGACUGCCCCAACGAAUUUCUACAGCGGCACCCCAAAGAUUAUCUCGGACAACAUCGGCAACGGAUAUUGGGUUGACAUGUGGACAAUCUGCGACAGCUCCAACUGCUACCUCUUCUCCUCCGAUGAUAAUGGCCAUCUCUACCGUUCUUCAACCUCGUUGUCCAAUUUUCCCAGCGGUAUGUCAAAUACCGUGAUCGCCAAGUCCUACGACUCAACCAAAAACGAUCUGUUUGAGGCCUCUAACAUCUAUGCCCUCGGGGACGGAACAUACCUUCUGAUCGUUGAGGCUAUUGGAAGCGACGGGAACCGGUACUUCCGUUCGUGGACGUCGACAAGCCUCACUGGGACAUGGAAUCAGCUGGCAGCCUCCGAGAGUAACCCAUUCGCAAGGGCUAACAACGUUGCAUUCUCUGGCACAGCCUGGACAAAGAGCAUCAGCCACGGCGAGAUGAUCCGCACAAACCCCGAUCAGACCAUGACUAUCAGCCCCUGCAACUUGCAAUACUUGUUUCAAGGUCUAAGUCCCACAGCUUCGGGCGAGUACAAUGCACUCCCGUGGAAGCUUGGGCUGCUCACUCAGACCAACUCGAACGCAUGCUCGGGAGAGCCGUCCCCAACGAGCACCACCAAGACAACCGCGGCGCCCGCUCCCACAAGUACCUCUUGUACAACUGCGAAGUAUGGCCAGUGCGGUGGGUCGGGAUUCUCUGGUUGCACGGUGUGCGCCUCGGGAUCGACUUGUACAUAUUCGAAUGACUACUAUUCGCAGUGCUUGUAG
Neoarthrinium moseri is the source of this 1191-nucleotide messenger RNA. RefSeq lists its product as uncharacterized. Lineage: Eukaryota; Fungi; Ascomycota; Sordariomycetes; Amphisphaeriales; Apiosporaceae. Bases 1 to 1191 code for a protein of 396 amino acids. The record is from RefSeq and is a predicted model, not a curated record. The transcript has a single exon. Gene Ontology annotation, molecular function: alpha-L-arabinofuranosidase activity; cellulose binding. Gene Ontology annotation, cellular component: extracellular region. Gene Ontology annotation, biological process: L-arabinose metabolic process.